UUGCUAAGAAAGGUGUCCUGAUUACUCUCACCAAUAUCCGUGUCCCUUUUUUAGAGGAGCUCCAUGCACAAGGAAGAGCAGGGGAGGACGCACAGAAAGAGACCCUGAAGAAGAUUGAGGAACUGCUGGCACAAAGAAGAGCUGAGGAAGACGCAGAGAAAGAGACUCUAAAGAAGAAGAUUGAGGAACUGCUGGCACAAAGAAGAGCUGAGGAAGACGCAGAGAAAGAGACUCUGAAGAAGAAGAUUGAGGAGCUCCGUGCAAAGAAUGAGACUCUGAAAAAGGAGAAUGAGGAGCUCCUGAAGCAAGGAAGAGCACAGGAGGAUGCAGAGAAAGAGACUCUGAAGAAGGAGAAUGAGGAGCUCCGUGCCAAGUAUGCACAAUGUCAAGAGCAGAUAGAGGAGCUCCUGAAGCAAGGAAGAGCACAGGAGGAUGCAGAGAAAGAGUUAUUGCGUGCGCAAAGACACAAAGUUGAUGUCACCCUUGACGCUGACACAGCUCAUCCUAGACUGCAAGUGUCUGAAGAUGGGAAGAGCGUAACAGACACCGGUGUGAUCAGAAAGGUGCCCAGCAAGGAGGAGAGAUUUGAUUCCCACACUUUUCUGUUGGCAAAGGAAGGUUACACAUCGGGGAGACAUUACUGGGAAGUGGAUGUUGGAAAGAAGCGCAACUGGAACUUGGGUGUUGCCCGAGAGACUGUGACCCGGAAAGAGACAGUGGCUCUGUCCCCAGAGAAUGGUUUCUGGGUCAUAGGGUUAGCAGAUGGGCAAGAGUAUUGGGCCCAUUCAGAUCCUUGGACCCGUUUGACUGUGAGUGGUAGGCCACAGAAGAUUGGGAUCUUCCUGGACAUCUCAUCCAAGAAGCUGUCAUUCUUCAGUGUUCAUCAGAAAAAGCUGGUGUACACUUUUAGCUUUGUUAAUCACCACAGCCAGAAUGUGAGGCUUUUUCCUUUCUUCUCAACAGGUUCAGCUGCAACCAAUUCUGACACUGAGCCUCUAAGAAUUGCGUGGGGGUUUGAUGAUGAUGACAAAUGAAUGGUUGAAGUGAAAAUGCGCGGUUAAUUAAUGACUAAAAUCCAGAGUCUGAGGUCAGAGUACACUAUAUUCAGCCCCAUGCGUUGUGCCACCAAGUUGAAACAUAAAAAUCUUUCACCAUUGUUUGAUAAGCCUUCCGUGAGCCAUUUCUGUAGGAAAACUCUGACUUCAGGCCACUAGUCAACAGGUGGAAAGAGCCUCCAGGUGUUUCUAUGAACCUACACAAACGUUUUCUAAGUGCAGGAACUGAUCACUAUUGUUUUGUGUGUGUAUGCCUGUGUAGAGAUCAUUCCAUCAGAUGUGAAGAUGAGUAUGAAUUCUUUGUCUGUGCACUGGUCAUCACAGGAAACAUUCAUGACACUUAUGUGCAAAAGUUGGCUAGUGUGCUAGAAUGGGAGAGCUUUCUGAUGAACUGAAAUCACACUGCUUAAUAA
Messenger RNA from Meleagris gallopavo (turkey), 1468 nucleotides. NCBI's taxonomy places the organism in Eukaryota, Metazoa, Chordata, Aves, Galliformes, Phasianidae. The record is from RefSeq and is a predicted model, not a curated record.